Molecule: messenger RNA, 1222 nt
Organism: Prunus dulcis (almond)
Lineage: Eukaryota; Viridiplantae; Streptophyta; Magnoliopsida; Rosales; Rosaceae
Exons: 5
Coding region: 157-798 (213 amino acids)
Source: RefSeq, a predicted model, not a curated record
AAAUGUUGAAUGGUAUUUCUGUAAAUUCAGUUUACAUUUCAUCAAACCUCUCCCGACUCUCCCUGUCCACUCUAACUCCAUUUCUCGGUCCAGAAGCAGAGAGCGACUGAACCAAAGCAUCGUCCGUAGAGUUUACAGUUCUUAAUUUAUCAAAAAAUGGACUGGGGUUCGAAUGGUGAAGAACCCACUUCCUGGGAAGAGCUUUACAGUAUUAAUUUGAUACCAUCAGAGUUGUUUCUCAAGUUCCGGAAAGAAGUGCAAGGUUUAAGGGUCGGCCUCAAUUUGGAGUUCUAUAAUGCUCCAUGCAAUGAGUUUCAAGGAAAGCUUGUCUUGAAGCCCUUAGCUCCUGAACGGAUGUGGAAGUUCAUCUAUGAGCCUAUCCAUCAGGAUGUUCGUAUUCUUUCAAAAAAGAUUCCUCUAACUGGAUAUUUGAAUCUCCAGGUUGGAGUAGGCCAUAAUUUUCAAAUGAAUGCUACUGGAUGGAAAUGGAAACUUACUACAUGUUUUGGUGGAGAUGGUAUAUCUCGGAUCCGGAAUAAGACAUCUCUUGGUGUGUGCCCUGGUGUGGAUAUGCGCUUUGGGUGGAGGGCUGAUUAUGUACUUCCAGAAGUUACUGGGGCUCUGGGUACUGGUGAACCAUGGUUCAACAUGAACUCAGGAAAGUUGCAAGCAUCAUUAGAUAGAGUUGAGACCAUUCUAACCUAUACUGACAUCUACAAUUUCUACAAGCCUAAAGACCAGGAUCAGCAGAGACCUGAAACUGAUGUCACAGAUGUAACUACUUAUUCAAGCGGUUAGCCUUCCUCAAUAUGGAGGGACUUUCAUGCAAUGGGCUUGUUAAUGUUUUAUCACGCAAUGCCAUCAAUAGGGGAGAGGGGAUCGUAUGUCAAUGGAUCAGGAUGCUGCAGAUUUACACAAGUACUUGUACAUGCUGUUAUUUCCUUGAGCUGAGUGUAGUUGCACACCAAAUGAUGGUUUAUCUACUUUUGUUCUUUUGCUUCAUGUAAAUGAUAUUUAACUUUCAAUCUGUUAUAUGUUCACCUGGUCCUCUAUCUUCUUCCUGGGUGCUACCAAUGCCUUUACAUAGUCCUUGACAUGAAUUGAAAUUCUCUUCUUGGCCCUCAUAGAUGCCACCAGUCAUGUAUUUUGAAAAAGAGUGCUGUUGUAACCCUUCAUCAAAGUAUUCAUUUCACUUUGAAAUAUUAGUGGCUGAGUUAAUUGA